Nematolebias whitei (Rio pearlfish) is the source of this 421-nucleotide messenger RNA. RefSeq names its product chromosome 16 C17orf67 homolog (gene c16h17orf67). Lineage: Eukaryota; Metazoa; Chordata; Actinopteri; Cyprinodontiformes; Rivulidae. The record is from RefSeq and is a predicted model, not a curated record. The coding region runs from base 44 to 322 and encodes 92 amino acids. The transcript is spliced from 4 exons.
GACUCUGCAGCUCAGAGCGGUGACGACCCGGCAGGUGGAGGUGAUGAAGAUGAAGAGGCUGGUGGUGUUUCUGCUCCUCCUGGCGCUGCUGACCUGCUGCUCAGAUGCAAACCCCGUCAUCAAGGAGAAGUCUGCCAAGCAGCUUCUCCGCAGCAAGAGGCAGGAUCGUCCGCUGAAGGCCGGACACCCCGACGAGCCGAUGAGGGAGCACCUGAUCUACAUGCAGGCUCUGGACCAGAGGGCCCAGGAGACCAACAUGGAGUUCUGGCUGAACCCCCACUGUCCCCCCCGCUGCGACAGGAACUACGGACACCCGGUCUGAGGAGGACCGGAGGUCUCAGGUCCGGUUCUGACCCCAACCCUCAGAAAACGAGCGGGACGGACUGAAGCAGAAACAACAAACCUUCAAAAACAAACAAAC